CUUUGUCCAAGUAAUGUCUUCUUGASYAUCGAAAACACAGCUCAACUUUUAUCGCCGACGAACUGGAUUUCUAAAGACAAAAGCGUACGGUAUAAGGUAAGUUUUAAGAAAUGGACACGGCUUUGAUCAACGAAUAACAAAAUUUCAAGAUGUUGGUUAAAGAAUAAGAUAUCAAGAUUACCAUAACACUGAUCGCGGUUGAAAUGUCAUAUCAGGCUGGUGUCUUUUCGAAAUCAAAUCCUGCUGUAUCAUCGUGAAGGACAUCCAAUGGAUACAGAACAUCUUCACCAGGCUAUUGUCAGACCAUUUGUAGUGUUUUGUGCGAAUGCUGGUGGUUACGUCGACCUUGGACUGUCAGCUGAAAAGCUUGUUUGUCUGUUUAAUGAAUGUCUGCAAGUAGCGAAAUUCCAUCAUGAUCACAAUGUUUGCAUUCUCGUUUGUCGUUUGGCAGCACACAGGAAUAAAGAACUAGGAAAUAAUGAUAAUGUMUUGCUGUACGCAAACGAAAUGCUGCAAUAUGCGRGAAAACUGGCUUUGGUUCAGAGGGAACGUUAUGAAGUUUGUACACGCUUGAUUGUUGGAGAAACAGGUAUUGCGUUAUAUGACCAAGAAUCAAAAAUUGUAUUACUAUCAAUAGCUUUCCUACUCUCAGCUAGCAUCAAGUUAAAGGGUAUUGAACAUGAUGCAAAUCUUCUCAUUGCGAAUGCUUACGAAUCGUUAUUGGAGCAGCAUGAAGAUGCCAUUCCUUGCAUACAAAGAAUGAUUGAUAUUGCUGUAGAAAUAAAUGAUAACCGUGCACUGGUUCAUCAAUACCAUUCGUUAGCAAGAAUCUAUUACAAAUUAAAUCAAUACGAUCAGGUUGUAAUCUGUGCAAAGAAAUGUAUCUGUCUUGCGAAGGAAAUCAACCUCAAUGAUGGUCUACCAGAAGAGUACUGUUUGCUGAUCAACUCGUGUGGGAUACUCGCGCGACACGAUCACGUCAUUAAAUAUGCAAGGGAAUACUUUGACGUUGCACAGACGAUACAAGUCCAUCCCGAAGGAGGUUCUGGAGAAGAUUCCGUGUUUGUUUUAGCAGACCUAUUAGACAAUCCAGACCAGUAUGACGAUGCAGUUAUUGAUGGGAAGAAGUGUUACAAGAUUCCAAUCAAAGUCGAUUCCUACGUAUGUGAGAUUCUUUCAGAUCUUGGACAAGCAUAUCUAGAAAUCCAAACUGAAGAAAAAUCACUCUUUUAUUGCGAGCAAGCUAUCAAAUUGGUCAAACAAUGCGAUGAACCAUCGGAGGAUAUCAAUGCUGUGUUACAGCAGGCCCUACACAUUGCUGGAUCAGCUUACUUGUUUAAGUCUCACUAUGCAAAAGCACACGAUUACUUGACUGAAAGUCUAAAGAUUGCAGAGGAAUUGAAAGACAGUGCAAAAAGUGCAUUAUUAUCUAUACAGAUAUCACAUGUGAAUAAACAGGUUGGUGUACAUGUUUACAAGUCAUGUUCCCUCAAUUCAUCUGAACUAUUGGAAAUUCUGAUUAAGAACAAUAUGGUCACCGAGAGAURUACGAUCAAAUUCAACCAAUUCMAAGAACUUUUGAAURUCRCUAAAAAACAUGAACUCAAAAAAGAAUAUGAGCUUGCUCUUAAGAAACUCGAAACUUCAAUCGAAAKUAAUUUUUAUGGUAAGUUAUUUUCUGACAAUAUCAGGAUGGACAUAGCACGGAUGAACUUUCUUUUACUUCGAUUCGAUACAGCGUUGAGUCUUUAUCAAGAAAUCUGCGAAGAAACAGAAAUGAACGGAGAAACGGAAUUUGAAUCGAAAUGUCAACAUAUGAUUGGCUKGAUUCACUUUGCUCGUGUUGAGUUAGCAAAUGCUGAAAACURUGCUAGAAAAUCUGUGGAAUGUUUCGAAAAAGUGUUUGAUCUACAACGUACAAAUGAAGAAUACCAAAUUGCUAUCGUUGRCAACUACAUUCAGUACUAUGAGCUUUUGACCGCCAUACUUGUACGUACCAAUCAAAACAUUGAAGCCCUGGAGACAGUUGACUGUUAUCGUGCACGAGCUCUGAAGACUCAGCUGAUUAUGAACUAUCACAUGGAUCAUGACAUCCAAGAAAAACAAAUUCGUUAUAGCGACAUUCGAUCUUUGGUCUCCAAAAGUCAAUGUACAAUCGUACAGUAUUCAGCUUUUAGAUACCAAUUCAUAGAAGACUUGUGCACUUUUGUGGUGCCUUGUGAGAAUGAAGAGAAACUUCUUCACAUUCAGCCGAACUUCACUUUUGAUGAUAUGGAAAAAUUCAUUGAAUGGGCUUGCAGUGAAAUGAAGGUACGCCUAAUGGACUGUGAAGACAGAUCACUUAGCAACAACACAGAAACUGAUGAUGCAAAGAAAGAUAGAGAUGAUUUUAGAGAACAUGCUACUGAAAAUAAAGAUUUGCGAACGUUGCAUACACUAGACGAAAACCAACCAGAAACCUGUCACGAAAGCAGCUUCACCAGUGCCCUUGAAUUUCUUUACAGCAAGCUGAUCCAGAAUGUAAUUUCUGACAUAAAAACAGACGAAGUUGUCUUCAUUCCUGAUGGUCCAUUGUUUAAGGUACCGUUCGCAGCUCUACGGGAUCCAGAGACGGGACUUUACUUGUUAGAAGCCAAGCAAAUCAGGAUUGCUCCUUCUAUUUCUACCCUGAAGAUAUUGAACGAUCGACCUGAAGAUUUUGAGAGCAAAAACAGCGCACUAAUUGUAGGAGAUCCAUCAGUUGGUAAAGUUAUGUUUGAUGGCAAAGAAAAAGAAUUCCCUCCUUUGCUGUUCUCAUACGUCGAAGCAGUGACAGUUUCCAGAGUUCUUGGUGGGCAGACACUCUUACGAGAGAGAGCAACCAAAGCUGCUGUCCUUGAGAGACUGAGAGAAGGAGUGUCAGUUGUACACAUCGCUGCUCAUGGAGACGGCAAGAAAGGUACCAUCGCCUUAACACCCUCACCAAAUGUCAGGAGCUCGUGCGGUGGUAGCAUCUUUGUGGGGCAUUGAUGAUGAAGCUACUCUUGAGUUCAUGAAGGUGUUCUAUUGUAAUCUGAAGAAAAAGAAGAGUGCAAGUUUGAGUCUUCAACUGGCGAUGAAACACAUGAUGAAACACAAGGAGUUUAGCGAACCAAAGUACUGGGCACCAUUCUUUCUGAUGGGUGAUGACGUCACAAUAUUUUGAACUUUAGGCUCAUUUAUUUAUGUGUACUCAAUUAUAUGUUUGUCAGAACUUUAGAAUAUUUAUAUCUAUUUUUGGAUUUUGCACGGAUUUAGACUCGUCAUGUAAGAAAGCAAUUGAAUUAUAGAUUUGUAAAGUACUAUUAUUUAGUGUGUUGGGCAUGCGACUAUACGAUAUAGUAUGAACAUACUACAAAGAGUGUAGCACAAAAGACUCUUUGGAAACAUGGAUGGAAAACUGAAUAACAUUUCAGGCCGUGAUUUUCUUAAUAUUCAGAAAUAGCAACUGUGAUUCAACAUUCAUCAAAAUUUUUUAACGGCUUACUGCAGCUGACAUUGUGUUUGAUGUUACCAGUUCUUGCUCGACAACGACAAAAAUACCACGUCGAAACGGCACUAUUCAUAAUUCUUGUUAUAUCAUGCGAAAACCAAUUGAGUACGUCAAAACAAACUUAUGUUUUUAGAUUCCGUUCUGCUAGGGACAAUUUUGUCAUUGGACGCGGUGGUCCCAUUACUGUGCAACCGAGUAUUAAUAAACUUGCU
This is a messenger RNA of Exaiptasia diaphana, 3723 nucleotides long. RefSeq names its product tetratricopeptide repeat protein 28. Lineage: Eukaryota; Metazoa; Cnidaria; Anthozoa; Actiniaria; Aiptasiidae. The record is from RefSeq and is a predicted model, not a curated record. Gene Ontology annotation, molecular function: protein binding.